Molecule: messenger RNA, 1644 nt
Organism: Chaetomium strumarium
Lineage: Eukaryota; Fungi; Ascomycota; Sordariomycetes; Sordariales; Chaetomiaceae
Exons: 3
Coding region: 1-1644 (547 amino acids)
Biological process (GO): phospholipid biosynthetic process; inositol biosynthetic process
Cellular component (GO): cytoplasm
Molecular function (GO): inositol-3-phosphate synthase activity
Source: RefSeq, a predicted model, not a curated record
AUGGCACCGCACGCUGAGACUGAUGCGGGCACCGCGAACGGUGGUGGACACUUCAAUACCAGCGGCAGCGCGGCUGACAAUGGAGCGGCCGCCCGCCCCAAGUUCAUCGUCAAUUCGCCCAACGUGGUCUACUCGGACACGGAGAUCCGCUCCAAGUAUACCUACCGCACCACCACGGUGGCGGAGGGCGACAACGGUACGCGCGUGGUCACCCCUCACGAGACCGUCUACGACUUCAAGGUCGACACCACGAUUCCCAAGCUCGGCGUCAUGCUGGUGGGCUGGGGCGGCAACAACGGUACCACGAUAACGGCCGGCAUCAUUGCCAACCGGCGCGGCCUUGUCUGGGAGACUCGCAAUGGCAAGCAGGCGGCCAACUAUUACGGUUCCGUUGUCAUGGGCUCUACGCUGAAGCUCGGGACCGAUGCCAAGACCCGCGAGGACGUCAACAUCCCGUUCCACGAUGUUCUGCCCAUGGUCCACCCCAAUGACAUCGUCCUUGGCGGCUGGGAUAUCAGCGGCAUGAACCUCGCUGACGCGAUGGACCGCGCCAAGGUGCUGGAGCCGACCCUCAAGGCCAUGGUCCGCAAGGAGAUGGCCGAGAUGGUCCCGCUUCCCAGCAUUUACUAUCCUGACUUCAUCGCUGCCAACCAGGAGGACCGGGCUGAUAAUCUGAUCCCUGGCUCCAAGGCCUGCAUGGCUCAUGUAGAGCAGAUCCGCAAGGACAUCCGUGACUUCAAAGCAGCCAACGGCCUGGACAAGGUUAUUGUCCAGUGGACUGCAAACACGGAGCGCUAUGCCGACAUCAUCCCUGGUGUAAACGACACGGCGGAUAACCUGCUCAAGGCCAUCGAGAACGGCCACGAGGAAGUUUCUCCGUCGACCGUGUUCGCGGUAGCUAGCAUCCUCGAGGGCGCUCCGUUCAUCAACGGCUCCCCGCAGAACACCUUUGUCCCUGGCGCCAUCGAGCUCGCCGAGCAGCACGGCGCGUUCAUUGGCGGCGACGACUUCAAGUCCGGCCAGACCAAGAUGAAGUCUGCCCUGGUAGACUUCCUGAUCAACGCCGGUAUCAAGCUCACCUCGAUUGCCAGCUACAACCACCUCGGCAACAACGACGGCAAGAACCUGAGCGAGCACAAGCAGUUCCGCUCCAAGGAGAUCUCCAAGUCCAAUGUGGUGGAUGACAUGGUUGCCGCCAACAGCGUCUUGUACGGCAAGGAUGAGCACCCUGACCACAUUGUCGUCAUCAAGUACGUCCCUGCUGUUGGCGACAGCAAGCGUGCCAUGGACGAGUACCACGCUGAGAUCUUCCUCGGCGGCCACCAGACCAUUUCGAUGUCCAACGUCUGCGAGGACUCUCUCCUGGCGUCGCCGCUUAUCAUCGACCUGGUGGUGAUCGCCGAGCUGAUGACGCGCAUCAAGUGGAGGCUGCACUCGGACGACAACCAGAGCGCCAAGGGCUACAAGAGCUUCCACAGCGUGCUCAGCGUGCUCAGCUACAUGCUCAAGGCGCCCCUGACCCCUCCUGGCACGCCGGUGGUCAACUCCCUGGCCAAGCAGCGUGCGGCGCUAGCCAACAUCUUCCGUGCCUGUGUCGGUCUCGAGCCCGAGUCGGACAUGACGCUGGAACACAAGCUGUUUUGA